Molecule: messenger RNA, 1932 nt
Organism: Papilio polytes (common Mormon)
Lineage: Eukaryota; Metazoa; Arthropoda; Insecta; Lepidoptera; Papilionidae
Exons: 3
Coding region: 29-775 (248 amino acids)
Source: RefSeq, a predicted model, not a curated record
GCCGCGCCGCUUGCCGCGCGCCACAAACAUGGAGGAGUCUUGUGUCGUAUUCCCGCGCAAAUUGCUCAAAAAAAUGAUAUCUAUGUACAGGGAGCAUCCUUGUUUAUGGAAUAAGAAUUGCGUUUCGUAUAAAUUGAAACAGAAAAGGUAUGAAGCGAUAUCGAAGCUGACUCAGUUGGUGCAAGAGCACGAGCCGAGCGCGACGCGUGUGCACGUGUUGCGUAAGAUUGAGAGCUUGCGCGCGUGCGUGCGGCGGGAGCACAAGCGCGUCCGAGACAGCCGUAUCCGUGUCGCGGCCGGCGGUACCGACGGCAUAUACAAACCGAUGCUUUGGUACUACGACUUGUUCUCCUUUGUGUUCACCGAUGACGAAACGGAUGAUGAAAUUUACCAGAAAGCACAGACCGUACACGAGAACGAGAACUCGGAAGACGGUGUCAACGAUGGCGAUGAAGGUCAGCAAUUCGAGCAGUCGAUGGAGACCUACCCUGAGUACAGCGUCAGCAAUAUGGUGAACGUGGAGGACCACAAGAGGUAUCAGCUCGCGAACUUCGAAGACGACAGCAAGAACAGCAAACGACACUGUACCGAGAUAGAAGAUGAAUAUGACGCUAUAGGUAUCAAUGUAGCGGCAAAGUUAAGGAGCCUUCCUACAAAUAUGCGGAUAUUGGCUGAAAAGUUGAUCAACGAUGCGCUUUACCAAGCUCAAAUGAAUGGUCUCAAUUCUUCCUCAGUCAUCACCACUACUGACCCCUUUAAUCAAGUCAUCAUAUAACAAUAUUACGAGAUUUUAACCAAAAAUACUUGUCAACUGUAGACCAGUUGAGUUAUUUGAAAGAUUCUCUAAUGCGCCAAUUUUGAAGACGAGAACUUUUAAAUUCAGCAAUUAAAAUGUUCAUAUUUACUGGCAAAUGUCGGUAGAUGGCGUUGUAAAGAGAAAUGUACUUACAUUUGUAGCAUUCUUCACUUGAAGUCAAAGGUUUUUGUUACUUUUUAUUUAUUGUGGUAUUUACUACUUAAGUGUUAUUUUUUAUGUGAUUCUUGUAAGUGAAGAUAAAUAGUGUAUAUUAAGACUGUCGAUACUAAAUAGUUUGAAGUAAAAUGAAUUAUAUUUCGAUAGACUAACCAAGAAAUAAAAAAAUCUUUGUUAAAUCUCUUGUGCUACGUCAUGUAGUUUUAUAUUUUUCCUCAAUACAGAUUUUAUGUUCCUGAUUAAAAUAUAAUUAAUAUUAUUUCUUUUAAAUACAAUGAGGAAUAUGUCAUGUUUGUGUGUACAGUGGAAACCAACGGUUAGGGAUAUAAAAACUUCAAUAUAAUAUCACAAAUAUAUUUUAUUAUAUUAUUGUACAUACGUUUACAUAACACAAACGAAGUGGAACAAUCACUCAAAAAUAUUGGUAGAAGCUGUAAAACAUCCCAAUAAGGAUAACCAAUUUAAUACUCAAAACAGUGUAAAAGCAAAAUACAUUAAGUAAAAUUAUUAAAGUUUUGCCUAUAUUAUAUUAUUUUAUCAUAACAAAAUUGUAUAUUUUGUCUCCAAUAAAAGCAGAUAACCAAAUUUUAUUCCAAUUGUAAAGAAUAAUGAAAUUUUAAAUCUAUAGUAAUCUGUUAAAAUGUCGGGAGAUAAAAAUGUUGCAAGCACAAAAAAAUCUAUUCACGGUCUGGGGGCAGUUAUUGGUAAUGUCUCUAGGAGGGGGCUUCAAAUAUUCUUACCGAUGACGUCUAUGGCUGCGGGCUAACGUACUUAAAUAAAUAUUGAAAGGCUUUUUUAAUAACAUUUAAAUGUCACGAUAAAAUAAUACAAUUCUAGCAUUUAAAUAAACGACCAAAGCAAAUCCAUUCGGCCUUAACAAUACUUUUGGUACAAAACAACACUUCAUCAUUUACAAUUAAAAUUACUUAGAAUUAAGGUUAUGUUUAAAAAACCACUAC